Messenger RNA from Glycine soja, 3369 nucleotides. RefSeq names its product protein TRANSPORT INHIBITOR RESPONSE 1-like. The transcript has 3 exons. Bases 771 to 2507 code for a protein of 578 amino acids. Gene Ontology annotation, molecular function: protein binding. The record is from RefSeq and is a predicted model, not a curated record. Lineage: Eukaryota; Viridiplantae; Streptophyta; Magnoliopsida; Fabales; Fabaceae. Gene Ontology annotation, cellular component: SCF ubiquitin ligase complex. Gene Ontology annotation, biological process: SCF-dependent proteasomal ubiquitin-dependent protein catabolic process.
CAUGUUCCAAAAUGAAAAGUUUAUUAUCUCUUCUGUCCCUUUUCUUCUGAUCCUUCCUUUUGCUAUAAUACGCCGUGGGUGAUGAGUGAUGUGUUCGUUUAGCCUCAUCACUCAUCAUCAUCAUAAGGUAAAAGUGAUUUGAGAGCUUUGGUUCAGGGGGAAAGAUCCCAGUUUUCAGUGACCCUUCUAAUCUUUUUAUCUUCUCUUCUCUGUCCCUCACUCCUUCCUUUUUCCUCUCUCACACAUAUAAAUAUAUAGCUUCUGGAUCUUCUUCCACCUCUUAACGGAUCUCAGAUUCCAAAAUCUAUCUCCUUUAGGCUCUCCAAAUUUUUACUUCAGUUCUUAAUCUCCUGAAAUUCUGUUUUUUUUUUUGUGUGUAUGUGUGUGUGUUCGAACUUCAAAAAAAAAAAACAUGAGUGAAAGCAUGCAACUUUGUAGUCAAAGAGUGAACGGCACAUAGCAGCAAGUUUUCAGCUUUGGAAAGUUCACUUAGCUAAUUGUUUUUUCCCCCUUUAGCUGCUUUAUAUUUUUCCUUUUAGUCUUUGACAAUUGGCUUUUCUCUGCAAGCUCUUUUCCUUGCACCUAUUUAUUUAAUUUUUUUUCUGCACCCUAAGUUCAAUUUGUUAGAGUAUUCCUUUUUCCUUGGUCACUUUACCAUGAUUUAACAUGGUGGUGAUUGCUUUGAAUUCUCAUAGUUGAUCCAUAAGGGAGCUUGAAAGUUAGUCUCUUUUUUAUUUUAUUUUUUUGGUCUUUCUAUUUUUGAGCUGAGGAUGGAGUGUAGGAGAAAGAAGGAGAAUCAAAAAUCAAACUCCACUUUCCCUGAUGAGGUGUUGGAGCGAAUUCUUGGGAUGUUAAAGUCCCGCAAGGACAAAAGCACGGUUUCUUUGGUUUGCAAAGAGUGGUUCAACGCAGAGAGAUGGUCAAGGAGGAGUGUGUUCAUAGGUAACUGCUACUCUGUGUCUCCUGAAAUCUUAACUCGCAGGUUUCCAAACAUUAGAAGUGUUACACUGAAAGGGAAGCCUCGUUUCUCUGACUUCAACUUGGUUCCUGCCAAUUGGGGUGCUGAUAUUCAUUCUUGGCUUGUGGUGUUUGCUGAGAAGUACCCUUGGCUUGAGGAGUUGAGGCUCAAGAGAAUGACUGUUACUGAUGAGAGCUUGGAGUUUCUGGCUCUCAAAUUCCCCAAUUUCAAAGCCCUUUCCCUUCUCAGUUGUGAUGGAUUCAGCACUGAUGGGCUGGCUUCAAUUGCCACUAAUUGCAAGAAUUUGACUGAACUUGACAUACAAGAGAAUGGUAUUGAGGAUAAGAGUGGCAAUUGGUUGAGUUGUUUCCCUGACAGCUUCACAUCAUUGGAAGUAUUGAACUUUGCCAAUCUGCACAACGAUGUAAAUUUUGAUGCACUCGAGAAACUUGUCAGUAGGUGCAAAUCAUUAAAGACUUUGAAGGUUAACAAAAGUGUGACACUAGAACAGUUACAAAGGCUUAUUGUUCAUGUUCCUCAGUUAGGUGAACUUGGUACUGGCUCCUUUUCACAAGAGUUGACAUCACAGCAGUGCUCAGAUCUUGAAAGUGCAUUAAAAAAUUGUAAAAAUCUUCACACCCUUUCAGGGUUAUGGGUAGCUACAGCACAAUAUCUCCCAGUUCUGUACUCUGCAUGCACGAAUCUAACUUUCUUGAAUUUUAGUUAUGCACCUCUUGACAGUGAUGGCCUUACUAAGCUUCUUGUUCACUGUCCUAAGCUUCAGCGCCUCUGGGUUGUGGACACUGUUGAAGACAAGGGACUGGAAGCUGUUGGAUCACACUGUCCAUUACUUGAGGAGCUGCGUGUUUUUCCUGCAGAUCCCUUUGAUGAGGGCAUUGUUCAUGGGGUUACUGAAUCAGGGUUUAUUGCAGUCUCUCAAGGAUGCCCGAGACUUCACUAUGUUCUCUACUUUUGCCGUCAAAUGACCAAUGCUGCUGUUGCUACUGUUGUCCAAAACUGUCCUGACUUUACUCAUUUCCGACUCUGCAUCAUGCACCCUGGUCAGCUAGAUUACUUGACCCAAGAAUCAAUGGAUGAGGCCUUUGGAGCUGUUGUUAAGACUUGCACUAAACUCCAGAGGCUUGCAGUAUCAGGUUAUCUGACUGACCUAACUUUUGAGUAUAUAGGCAAGUAUGCAAAAAACUUGGAAACUCUUUCCGUGGCUUUUGCUGGAAGCAGUGAUUGGGGCAUGCGCUGUGUGCUGGACGGCUGUCCAAAGCUGAGAAAACUAGAGGUAAGGGACUGUCCAUUUGGCAACGGAGCUCUUCUGUCAGGCUUGGGGAAGUAUGAGUCAAUGAGAUCACUGUGGAUGUCAGACUGCAAUUUGACAAUGAAUGGUGUUAGAUUGUUGGCCCAAGAAAUGCCUAGGUUGAAUGUUGAAGUCAUAAAGGAAGAAAGCUAUGAGACUCAUCAGGCUAAAAAAGUUUAUGUUUAUCGAUCUGUUGCUGGGCCAAGAAGGGAUGCCCCUCCUUUUGUUCUCACUCUCUGAAAUGCUAUCUCUACUCCUACUUUGAAGUUCAAAAUGUCCUUGGUAAUCUCUCUCACAGAUAGAGAGCCUUGCACUCACAUUGAAACAUGCAUUGCAUCUGACACUCCACAAUUACCCCCAUUAAUAAGAAUCAAGUGACAUGAGCUAAAUUUCCCCCCCUCUAGAAUAUGAUUAAAAGAUUGUCCUUGGUUUCUAGUUGCACUAUCAUUUUUUGGGUCAACUGAUUUGGUGUAUAGAUGUAUGCUUCUAUGAGUUAAUUGCAAGUGUCCGUGACGCAUUAUCUCUUUCCCAACUGCAUUACUUAAUAGUUUUGUAUGAUCACACCAAAGCUAAUACAUCCAAAAGUAGUAGCUUUUGCUCCUAAAAUUUCUGUGCUGGCUACAUUGGAAUGUCAAACCUUCGACAGAUUUAUCCUUCAUGACUCAGUCCUAUUGAAGAUUGUAUUCUCUACUAAUAUGUGUUAAACUUAAAAUCAUUUUGUUGUGCAGUCUUUGGUUGUCUCCACAGAUGGCAAAAAUCCAUACUGAUAUUCAAGACUCAAUAAUAUGGCAGGUGGGAGGAAGAAAGGGGGAUUCUGCAUAAACUAUCCAGGAAGUCACUGCAAAUGUGAGCUAAAUUAAUGGAUUCCUGAGCAAUUAUUGUGAACAAUAUCCAUAUGCAUGAAAAAUAUUGCAUUGAUUACAGACAGAAAGUUCUAUAAUUCAAGAGGAUAAUGUAUUCAUGGCAGAAGCCUGUACUUAUCUGUGGCUUUUUGUUCUGAUUGAAAUAUCUAUUCAACAAAAUGCAACAUUCCCUUCUGAAAAUGGCGAAAAUCAUGUCAAUGGAUGAGAUUAAAUAAAAGUGAUUCAUGCUUGAUUGGAUA